Molecule: messenger RNA, 533 nt
Organism: Cicer arietinum (chickpea)
Lineage: Eukaryota; Viridiplantae; Streptophyta; Magnoliopsida; Fabales; Fabaceae
Source: RefSeq, a predicted model, not a curated record
UAUAUAGUCAGAAUCAAAAUUGAGAUUCUUCUGAUAGAAAGUUGAACAUGUGUCCUCUCAGACUGAUUCUCAUUUUCUUUUCAGCUACUCUUGCUGGUUUCUUUGUCCUCAGAAACCUCAGAUCUCAACCCAGUGAGUUGGAACAGAAGAAUGAAGACACCCUAGAAACCUCGGAUUCUUCUAAACAAACCUUAAAUGCAUCUUCUAAGUCAAAGGUUUUGGCUGCAUUUGUAUCUGGGUUUUGGACAUUUGUUGACAUGGCUUCUGGUCGUUAUCUUUGGAGGCAGCUUGGCCAUUCAUCUUCAAAGUAACAAUUCAUCAUCAUGUUUUAUAAUCAUACCUUUGUGAUUGAUAUUCAUGACAAGAAUAAAGGUUAUGUAAAUGUUUCAUCUCAUAUGUAGUAUUUUGGAAACUUAAUCCUAAACCCCUUUUCAUAGGGUGAUGAUAUUCAUAUAUCAUAAUGCAAUAACAGUAUUUUAUUAAAUAUUUAGUAUUGAAUAUUAAAGUUUGUUAUAGAUAGAGUUUGCCUACAA